Molecule: messenger RNA, 695 nt
Organism: Vespula pensylvanica (western yellowjacket)
Lineage: Eukaryota; Metazoa; Arthropoda; Insecta; Hymenoptera; Vespidae
Exons: 4
Coding region: 1-546 (181 amino acids)
Source: RefSeq, a predicted model, not a curated record
AUGACUAAUAUCAAAUAUUUGAGUAUUGCUGUUCUUUUAUCUGCAUUUAUUGUAGAUACAAUAAUAGCAAAUCCCUUUAUACAAGGAAAUAUAAAUAACAUUAUUAAUUCAAUUGAUGAAGAUUGUAACUGUAUUAGAUAUAAUUGUGGAUGUUGCAAACAUAUAGAAUAUGAUAUCGUUUUUCUAAAUGGAACAUUUUGUGGAAAUGCAUCUUAUUUGGAAAAAGAUUAUGGAUUUUCUGUCACUAUGUCUUACAAUAAUUUCUCUAUAAUCAAUGAAACAAUAUCAGCAAGAAAUCCACCACCAGUUUGCUACAAUUUUCUAGAAUUUGCACAUUUGCUAUCAUUGCCAAAACUGCCACAUUUAAUUUAUAUUUGCUUACGUCUUUAUGACAUAGAUAUAAAUAAAAAUGGUUUUCAUUUAUGUUUUGAAAUAAAAAUGAAAGUAUUUGCACACGAAAUAAUAGUAAUACCACUAGGUUGCAUUAAUAAAUUUAAAUAUGCAAACAAGAUAUAUAAAGCAUAUCCCAAUGUCAUAAUGAUAUAACUUUAUAUCAAUGUCAUAUGUCAUAAGCUACAGAUAUUUUUAUUGUAAGUUAAGUAUAUUUUAAAUAUUUACAUUUAAUUCUGUUAAUGUUAAUAAUUAUUUGGUAUAUCAAUUCUUUUGUUUGCAUUAAUUAUUAAUAAAUAUAUUUA